Messenger RNA from Aspergillus versicolor CBS 583.65, 1544 nucleotides. RefSeq lists its product as uncharacterized. The transcript is spliced from 6 exons. The record is from RefSeq and is a predicted model, not a curated record. Bases 1 to 1509 code for a protein of 502 amino acids. Gene Ontology annotation, cellular component: fungal-type vacuole membrane. NCBI's taxonomy places the organism in Eukaryota, Fungi, Ascomycota, Eurotiomycetes, Eurotiales, Aspergillaceae.
AUGAUCCUCACCUUCUUCGGGUUCCUCGCGCGCGUGGGAGUCUUCAUAUCAGCCAUCAUAACACUCGGUCUCAACGGGAAGUUCUUCACGAACACAGAAUACAGCGAUGACCUUCUCAUUUACAUCAUCGCUCUCGCCUCGUUCAGCGCCCUAGCAUGUCUUGUCCCGCCGUAUCCGAACUUUGUCUACGAUUUGUUCUGGGCCCUGGCGAAUGCUGUCUGUGCGGUGUUUGCGCUGGUUGUUCAGUUUAUCGACUCCGAGUGCUAUGGCUUUCGACUGGAUAAUGGUAUCAAGUGUGCGACGUAUAAGGCUGGCACGGCGUUUUCGUUUUUGUUGGCCUUGGCGUGGUUUGCCAGUGCUUUCUUCGUGAGUGUCUUUCAAUCUAGGGGGUUACGGAAACGAUCACGUCGCCCGGUACUUCGAAAGUCGACCGCUCACGCUCGUAGAAUUAUAUACGCCGCUCCCGCAUUCGCAAUCUACCUCCUCGACAACGUCCCCAUCCCAAACGUCCAAGUGAACCUGCUUAAUCCAACCAACGACAGCAUCCAGUUCUCCGUGCUCAGCGAGAUCAAAGUCCCCGACGCCGUGAGUGUGCGGUUCGACCCUAUGCAGGCGUUAUUCUUCCGCGCAGAAACAAUUGACGAUCCAAUUCCCAUUGCAACUGUGGACCUGCCGAGGCUGAAAUUCGGGGCCAACGAGAAGGUUUCCCUUGUUAAUCAAAGUCUCAAACUUGGUGACGUCGAUCAGUUCGCGGCGCUUGUUGAGGACGUUGCGUAUAAUCCGACAUUCAGGGUUGCAGGGCAGGCAAAGACGAGGGUUCACGUUGGGACGCUGGGGACUACGGUCGAUUUGCUGAAGGUUGUCUCUUUGCCAGGAUUCAACAACUUUCCCAACCUCUGGAUCAACGAAAUCGGGGUCAUGCCGCCAGACGAUCUAGGCAACAAUGUGUAUGGCGAGGUCGUCGUGUUCAACCCUGCCCCAGCCACCGUCACUCUUCUACAGGGCGAAGUAACCCUCGGCGUAAUCCUCGCAAACCUCACAGUCGGCCAAGCCACCGUCGCCGUGAACGACAUCGUCCCAGGAAACAAUACUUUCGUCGUCCGCGCAAAGCUCAACACCCAACUAGUCGAAGACAACAUUGAGGAGAUCAUAAAGUCCGAGCUCCCGUAUCUGAAAGAAGGAAAUGUUAUGGCCACCGCAACCGGUAUCUCCGUCGUCUAUAACGGGGAGCACCUUCAGUACUGGGAAAAGGCGCUGAAGACGAUCCGGGUCAGUGCGACGAGGCCCGUCAAGGAGAUUCUGAAUAUGGUUGUUGAUAGCGGGAUUGGCUUUAUUUUGGGAGGGAUUGAGCCGGGCGAUGGGCUGGAGACGUUCGUUAAUAACCUGGCCGAUCAGAUCUUGGAUACGGUUAAGGAGCUGGAUGAGAAUGAUGUCGAUGGGUAUACGGAGAAGUUGGCAUCGCUGGGGAAGUUGGUGAUCAGGCUGCUGACUUUCUUGGGGAUUUUGUAGUUACUUAAUACCAUCAUAUUAAGAGAUAGCUGUCA